AUGGAGGAACGCGUCGUGGAUCUGCCAGUCGCGCAGGCAGACAUAGAGGAGCAGCUUGCGCCGCCGAUUGCGUGGAUUCCUUCCCAUGUUCCGGUCACCACGGACGUGCCGGAGCCGCUUGCUCAUAUGCUAGAUAUGCUUGUUACAGGGACGCUCCGCGGUCAGGUAGCGGAGCCAGUAGCAUUGGACAUGGUCGAUACUGCGCGGUACGGCGAUGUCGUGCGUGCGUCACCAAUUGCUGUAAUCCAACCUGUGGAUGAAUCUGGUGGAUCAGGUGCGCAGGAUUGGAUAGUUGUGAUACAAGUGCGUAGCACAGGCGCGGUUCGUCGCGUCGCCACGGAACUGGGCGGCUAUCUCAAGCACACAGUACCUCCCUCAACGAGCGGAACUAUUUCGUCCUUGGAUACGCUGCUUGGGCCGCCGAAGCAGGUCGAAGAACCAAGUAAGCCGCAGGCACCGCGCCCUGCAGGGAUGUCGCGCAUUGAGCACGAAAUGGGCACGCGCCUUCCAGCUUGGCAGAUUCAAAAAAUCGCGCUGUCUCGCAAGUUUCCGGAUGGGUGGUCUCCCAUGUCGAAGCUCUCGCACGAGGCGCAACAUGGAUUGCGAGUGCUGCACGACGCAGAUCCUGAUCGAUUUAACGCUCUUGUUUUGAGCAAACGCUUCCGGAUCAGCCCUGAGAGCGUGCGGCGGAUCCUAAAAAGCCGAUGGGAGCCGAAUGUCGACGAAGCAAACCGCCAAAAUCACCGUGCCAUGGCAGCAGAAGCAAUGCGAAAAAGCGUUGGUGCAUAUGAGCGCGAGCAGGCAGAGCUGCAAGAGCUGCGUGGGGAGAUUGACUUGGACGUUGCGCCGCGCAGCUUUACGCAAGCCCCCACAGGCGCACACGCGCAGCCCGUGCGCUUCGAAGGCCUCGUUUCAAGUGCAGAUCUUGCUGCGGGUAGUAAAAAACAAAAGAGCGUCGCUUCGCGCGGGUCGGGCGACUGGUGCCUUAUUGAUGCAGGCUGGAUUGUCGUACAUGUCAUGUUGGACAGCGCCCGUGCACGGUACCGGAUCGAGGAUAUGUGGCGGGAAGAGACGGUGGCAUAA
Molecule: messenger RNA, 1083 nt
Organism: Malassezia vespertilionis
Lineage: Eukaryota; Fungi; Basidiomycota; Malasseziomycetes; Malasseziales; Malasseziaceae
Product: asparagine--tRNA ligase
Exons: 2
Coding region: 1-1083 (360 amino acids)
Cellular component (GO): nucleus
Source: RefSeq, a predicted model, not a curated record